AUGGAUACUUUUCAGGUUAUUCUUUUAUGCCAUCCUGGUCUUUCGAUGGUUCAUCAGAAAGCCUUUGGUCUACUGGCUGAUGGUUCAGUGGAUGAGAGCAUGGAUGCAGCAUCGCUUAAGCGUGUUCUAAGCUUUGUCGUU
This is a messenger RNA of Gongylonema pulchrum, 141 nucleotides long. NCBI's taxonomy places the organism in Eukaryota, Metazoa, Nematoda, Chromadorea, Rhabditida, Gongylonematidae. The record is from the annotation of a GenBank genome assembly.